AUGAUUCUUAAAAGUAACGGCAAUGCGGUGCUUCCCGUGGAACAGUGCGGUGCUGGCUUUAAGCCUUCUAGUGCAACGGUACGUGAAGCGUUUAACGAAGACGACUGGGAGCCGGUGUACCGGAUAUACGAAAACCACGAGUGGGACUCCCACGACGACUAUCUCAGUCAGGAACGCAGCGCCCGCUUCGGUGACAAAGACGACUCUCAGUUCCGCUCCUGGAAACUCGACCAGUGGCACCACGACAAGAUACACAAGGUGAAAGUGGAGCUCUAUGACGACGGCGACGAGGUGGCGGAAUUUGAGUUCGAGGGCACCCUGCAGAAUCUUACCAGCUUCUUCUCGCCUGCCAAUCUCCGCCGAUCCUCUUACGGCGAUAUCCCCGAUGGGCUCAGCGGUCGGCCAUUUCCCGGCGACGACUUUAGCUUCGACGGGGACGACGACUCGCGCCACUGGGCGAUCAGCUACCGCCACAGGGGCGAUUGUCGAAAUGACGAGGGAUGGAUACAGGUGAUCGACAAGCCAACGCCGGGUCGCGACCGCUGCGUUUGCGGCUAUGAGAACGUGGCAAAAUAUCCAACCAUCAUGUACGCCAAGGGCAACCGUAAGGCGCGUUGGAGCGACAAAAACGCUGUUGGUCACGCGGACAUGAUGCAGGUGUCUGUGAGUCACGUGCCGUACCCCGCGCGUCUGCAGCCACAGCCUCCCGUGGUGCAGCAGCCCGCCGCGAUACUUCAACUACCACAACAGCCGCAACUAAUGCAACCACAACCCCAGUUGAUGUCCAUGUUUCCACAACAAAGUUUUUUGUUUGAAACGAAGAAAUAA
This is a messenger RNA of Dreissena polymorpha, 828 nucleotides long. RefSeq lists its product as uncharacterized. The transcript is spliced from 5 exons. The coding region runs from base 1 to 828 and encodes 275 amino acids. Lineage: Eukaryota; Metazoa; Mollusca; Bivalvia; Myida; Dreissenidae. The record is from RefSeq and is a predicted model, not a curated record.